This is a messenger RNA of Clunio marinus, 650 nucleotides long. The record is from the annotation of a GenBank genome assembly. Lineage: Eukaryota; Metazoa; Arthropoda; Insecta; Diptera; Chironomidae.
GGGGUUUGUUGUUGUUUGUUUUGUCCGAUCUGUUUUUCAAUUCGAAUUGUUAACUUAUUUAAUUUAUGAUUCCCUCGUGACGUUUACUGUUGAAUCCUUAAAUUAAAAGGAAAUUAUUUGAAUGUUGACAUUUAUCAAGAAAAAAAAUUGCUGAUCUUUCACACAGUGCGCUUUGGAAUGAUCAGUUUCAUUCUUGUUUAAGAAUUAUUUUUAGAAUCGUGAGUCGUAUAAUCACCAUAACCUUUGGAUGUGCAAUAAACUCUAAUAUUGAAUCUAUCUCAUCAUCACUUUAGAUUAAUUCUUAUUUUUAUACAAUUCUUAAUUGUUUGUGAAGUGAAAAUUUCCUCAGUGAGUAAAUUAAAGUGAAUUGAAAGUGUUACGUUGAGUGAGAAUUACGAUUAAAGAAAUAAGAGGAUACAAAAUUGUGAGAAAUGAAUGAUAAAACUGCAUCAGAUAGUGACAAGCCAGCAGGCCGGCCUUUACUUCCAAAACCUUCCGGUAUAAAGCCACCAUCCAAGCAAAGUGCUCUUCCCAAAAUUACCAGAAUAUGUGACACUCACGAGAAGAAAGCAGAACUUCCACAAGAAGCUACACCAAAAAAAGUUGAGAUGAAUCGGAAGAUUUCUCUCAUUUCAAUAAUAUUUGAGUAA